Messenger RNA from Mus musculus (house mouse), 4183 nucleotides. RefSeq names its product interleukin 18 binding protein (gene Il18bp). Gene Ontology annotation, molecular function: interleukin-18 binding. Gene Ontology annotation, cellular component: extracellular region; decoy receptor complex. NCBI's taxonomy places the organism in Eukaryota, Metazoa, Chordata, Mammalia, Rodentia, Muridae. The transcript is spliced from 6 exons. The record is from RefSeq and is a predicted model, not a curated record. Bases 2934 to 3515 code for a protein of 193 amino acids. Gene Ontology annotation, biological process: T-helper 1 type immune response.
CUGGGAAAGGCCUCAUGUCAUGUAUGGACAGCUGCUAGACUGGCUUCGAUACUUGGUAGCCUGGCAGCCUGUCAUCAUUGGCCUGGUACAAGGCAUCAGCUACAUCCUGGGCCUCGAGUAAUCAGAAAUCACAUCCCUGGAGAACCCACCACCCACUAUGGACCUCAGGGCACUCUCCGUGCUGCCCACAAAGACUUGGGUGGAAAAGACUCAAAGGCACUUGGGCCAUUCAGGACCACCCCAGCUGUGUCUGGGUUGGUGGGGAAAUGAUGGAGAACCAGCCAGUGGGGCUGUCAGCAGUGGGGGCUUUUUAAAAGAAAAUUAUUUUGAUGAAUAUAUUUAAAUUUUUUUAUUGUGGAGCAUAGGAAUUGUCCCCCAUUCCUAGGCCUAACCUUGCUUGAACAGGGUUGGGCAAAGCUGCGGUAUUAUUGGUUGAGAGGCGUCUUCUCACCUCUGGCUGAGAGCACUGGUGGGUUUGCAGGAGGCUGGGUGCUUCAGCCUACCCUUCCCCUUCCCCUCCCUUCCCUCUGCAAGGCUCAAGCCUGGUUUGCACUCAGUGUAGAAGAGCUCAGACGGGUGCCAGAUUAGCACUGAGCGGUAAAGGGUCUCUUCAUCUCUGGACAUGAUGGGUGUUGUGUAUGACUCUGUUGCCUUUUUGUCUGGAAACUAAAGGCUGGGGGUGGCAAAAUCAAUGACUUUUCUAACUAGGGAAGCCCUGUGGCCUCCAAAUUCACUGACAUGUUUUGGAACAGCUAGAAAUAUGAGCAGCAUGGAUAACCUGCCCCUGAGCAGGGCCAUUGCCAGGCAGAGUAUAAAAGCAAUCUAUAUAUCAUUAAGCUGUGGAAGCUACAUUGGCAGCAGCGAAUGUUGCAGCUUCUUGUGCAAGUACACCCUUCAUGGAAGUGUUGACAUGUGCCAAAGGGUACUCUGCACAUCACUUCCUUCCUGAAAGCCUAAGAGUGUGUAUGUUUGUGUAUGCACAGAGCAGACAGACUAAUGGAUCUCUGUUUUCUGCCAGUCAUCAGUGUGCCCUUGAAGCUAAGAGGGGAUUCCAGCCCAGGAAACGUCCCUAGGUAGGCUUGGUCAUUUGUGGGUUUUUCCCAGGCCUGACGUUAAGAAUGGUGAGUGCAUAGGCAGAAUGAGGCCUGAAUAAAGAUGGGCUCUGAAAGGGGACUUCUGAGCAGGCCUAACUGUAGUCCUGGAAGUCUGAAGAAAGGGGGAGGGCAUCAUGGGUCAGCAGCACUGGGUGUCUAGAGAAAUUUGGCCUGGCCCAUUUGAAGGCAACAAGAACCAAACAGGAUCUUGUCAUCACAUCUGAAUAAAGCUCCAUGAGCUGGCUGCAAAGCUGGACACGCAUUUGCCUUUUUUUUUUUGCCACCUCUUUCCCGGGCCCCCUGGGGUAUCUUGGCUUCUUGCAUCCCACCUGAGAGCCGGAACCUGGAGCCAUUGGUCCUGCCUUCUCACCCAUCCUCCCUCUGUGAGAGUGUGUGUGUGUGUGUGUGUGUCUCCUGUCCUACGGCAUCAGGGGCCCUGAGGCCUUCACCCCCAGUCUGAGACUAGUACCCUGAUACCCCCACAACUCAGCCUGUUCUCUUACUCAGCUGUGGCUUCCUUUUUCCCUCCAUCCUCAGAGGAAUGAGAGCUGAGCAGAAGGCCAAGAGACAGGCUACUCUUCCUUUGGUAUUUGUCCUCCCCUCUCCCUAAGGUGAAGGCUACGUCUAUGUUUUACCUUUAGUCUUGUAAGGUACAGUGCAGUUCCUCGUCCUGCACCCCUACCCAAACCCCAGUGGAAUGAGAAAUCCCCCAAUGGCUGUGUGUGGAUGCACAACUUCUGGACCUAACUCCUAGAGAUCCUGGAUUCUGAGGGAGUUUUGCCCUGAAUUCAGCAACCUAGGUGGUAGAGGGUAGGUGGACUGCUCAAAAGAAAUGUGACUGUGCCACAUAGAAGACAGCUUUUAGCCUCCUGCAUCUGAACCAGGUAUGAAUCUAUUCCCACAGGUCCUUCCAACCUGCUCCAUCCCACUUGUCACCAGUUCUACCCUCUGGUGACAGAAUCACAGACCUAAGAGCACAGCACUUUGCCCCAAGUGUGCGCAUUGGUCGUUCUGCCCCAAGAGGUUCUGGCACAUGCAGGGAGCAUGGCUUCAGGGUUUUGUUUGAUUCUAAUUUUGUUCUUUCCAAGUACCAGUCUCUGAGCUACUGGAGCCAGUGUUGCGGAAGUGCCUUCCUGGCUAUUUGGGGUCAGCUCUCGCUUGGCUGGGAGUUUUGUACACGAGCCAGGCAGGGAAGUUGCUCCUUCCUGUGGUGAGAUUUUCUUGGGGCCAGGCAGCUAUCCUGGCUGAGCCUUAGAGCUCCAAGAAGCUAUUCGGGGCUUAGGAGCCAGGUAGGAAGAUCUAAAUUUACUGAAAACGAACCUGUACAAGUGGCUGUGGCUGUGUGUGAAGGCUGGUGUUAAGUGAUACACCUGACCUUGGGGUGAGGGAUGGGAGUGGGGGAGCUUGAGAGAAACUACGAUAUUAAUGGGCCAGUGAGGCACUGAAUGUAAAAAGGUCAGUGGUUCAAUUUGGGGUUCCCAGUACUAAUAAAUACUGCCUCCUUGGAGUUUGUUCUGGAGAAAGGAAAGUUGGCUGUGAAGGGUGGAAGGGGCAAGACAGGUACAGACCUGUGAGAGACUCAUCUUUCUCACCCCUUCGCUAACCUUAGAGAGAGGGGUGAGGUAGAUAGAGGAUUCCUGUGAGUUUGGAGAGGGGCCCAUUCGGAACAGCCUGCUUUCGAUUGGGAUUCCUAGCUAAGAAAGUGAAAGUGAAAAUAGGUGCUCGAUUUCCUAGAAGCUGACUGCUGCCUGCCCUUCCCAGAAGGAGGCUGGCAAGCUGGCAAACGGACUGUUGCUUCCCAGAGGAAGUCACAGACACCAGACUUGCUUGCAAGUCAUCAUGACCAUGAGACACUGCUGGACAGCAGGCCCCAGUUCUUGGUGGGUCCUGCUUUUGUAUGUCCAUGUCAUUUUGGCCAGAGCCACAUCUGCACCUCAGACAACUGCCACUGUCUUAACUGGAAGCUCAAAAGACCCAUGCUCUUCCUGGUCUCCAGCAGUCCCAACUAAGCAGUACCCAGCACUGGAUGUGAUUUGGCCAGAAAAAGAAGUGCCACUGAAUGGAACUCUGACCUUGUCCUGUACUGCCUGCAGCCGCUUCCCCUACUUCAGCAUCCUCUACUGGCUGGGCAAUGGUUCCUUCAUUGAGCACCUCCCAGGCCGGCUGAAGGAGGGCCACACAAGUCGCGAGCACAGGAACACAAGCACCUGGCUGCACAGGGCCUUGGUGCUGGAAGAACUGAGCCCCACCCUACGAAGUACCAACUUCUCCUGUUUGUUUGUGGAUCCUGGACAAGUGGCCCAGUAUCACAUCAUUCUGGCCCAGCUCUGGGAUGGGUUGAAGACAGCUCCGUCCCCUUCUCAAGAAACCCUCUCUAGCCACAGCCCAGUAUCCAGAUCAGCAGGCCCAGGGGUUGCAUAAAGCCAACCACACCAUGACCUUGACCAGAGCCUGGCUCUCAUCUACCUGGAGGGUGGAGUCUACACCAUAGGCUGUGAUUGCCUUUCUGCUGCUGAACCUCAAACUCAAGCUUCACUUCUACCCUAGAUUAUCAUAGUAAUUAAGUCCUUAGAGUUCUUCCUGUUUGUCCUCCUGUCCAUCCAUCCAGUUUACCUUUUCUGAUGUCUUAUUCAUCCCACUGGUGUUCUGGAACCUCUGAGACCUGAUGACACCUUAGCCAAGUGAUAGCUCUGCUUACACUUAACGUGAAAUUGAGAUGCCUAUCUGGCAGAUUUCUACAUCCUGUACCAAUCAAAAAGGUUAACCCGAAGCCUAGUUGAGAUAUAACUUUGGCAACAUCCACUCAGCUCUGACCACUAUCUGCACUGACUUCAAUCUUUACAUGUGAUUUUGUUUUCCUAGUUUGCCCCUAAUGUACUGUCCCCAAGGCAAGGACGGAACAGUGGCUGCGUCAGGUCACAACUGUAUAUGUCAGUCUGUGUCUCUGCAGGGCCCACACUGAGUACUCAUAAAGCUGCAGCAGCUCAAGGUCUCAUUUUUAUUUAGACCCUGGUACUGUCCUCAGGAACUCUGCCUGACUCAGGCAGCAUGAGACACUGCCUCUUGCCAAAUAAAAAUUCAGAAUAACA